AUGCAGUGCACUCCUGAAUCUAGUCUUUAUCUUGAUGGCUAUAAAGGGCAGCACUGCUACGAUGACUGCUCUGACAGUGGAUACUCAGGUUUUUUCCAGAGCCCACACAGCACCAGUGGAGCUGAUUCAUGUAGAUCUUUGUCUCCGGUGGAACUGGAUGAAACGCCCAAAGAGAACCUCCGGGUUUCUGUCACGCCAAAGAAGAUCCGAGAACAAGUCAGAUUUUUGGGCAGAGACUCCAGGAAGGUUUCAGCUGUAAGCUGGUGUGAAACUCCUAAAAUAUGCAAAAGGGAUACCUCGCUGCGACAGAGACUUCUACUGUGUAAACCCACUGUAGAUGUCAAAAAUGACAACACAAGAUCACCGUGCACCAGAAGGAUUGAAUCCCCUGUCAGUGGGUCUGAACCCUAUUUGAAUACAUCAUUUGACUCUGUAGACACUGAGAUGGGGGCAUUGGACCAGGACCUGCCACUAUCAGGCAGGAAGCGCCGUGUUCUGUUCACACAGGUGAGGACCUCAACUCUUGAAGAUGGCAAGCACAACUGUUGUCGCCUUCCCAGUUUUGAGAAAGAAGCCUCACUCACAGAUCUAGACAUGAGUGAACACAUUUUUGCAUCUGGUCAAUGUAAUGUCAAGACUCCAGGCUUCAACGAAUUCCUGUCCAUCUCUAAAGAAAACUCUCAGUCACCACUGGGCAGCAUGACAGAUAAUCUAUAUAAUGGCUCAAGUGUCUUGUGCACACCAUCCUCUGCACAUACACCCAGCUAUAUCAGGUCGUUGAGUGAGGACAGCGGUUUCAGCUCAGUGACUCUUGAUAAAUCGCAAGACUCCACAGUGGACCAUGAUGGCUCGUUCCAGGAGCUGCUGCUGUCUGCCUCCAAAGGAAACUCUGAAACUCCAAAUCCAACAGAGGGAAGGCGCCGCUCCCGUUUGCAGCGUCAGCACAGGCUCUCUACGCUUAAAGAAGGUGGCUCUCAGUCUGAGGAAGACCCAACGGACAGAAAGCAUCAACAUCCUUAUCAAUGUUACAGCCAUUCUAAAGAGGAUGAGGUUUUUGCUGGGGAUAUCACCCCUCGCAGUGUCCUCUCUGUUAAAUGUGGUAAUGCCGUGAGCUCUGAUCACUUGGGCUCAGCAAAAAAAGAUUAUACCACCCCACAAAGAGUGACUAAAACCAAGGCACAAGACAUGACCCCUUGUUCUACAGAUUUUGGCAAUCCAGAUAUCACACCACUCAGGAUGACUCCAGUUAACCUCUCUCUGACUCCAGCGCUGCAGCUGGUUCAAGCUAUGUGUCAGCACCAUGCCCAGAUGUUGGCUGGUCAAAGUCCAAGCCUGAAAGAGCAGCUGAAGUCUGCAGCAGCACUGACCAAGACCCCAAGCACUCUUCGGACCACUAUGCCAUUGGCAGGGCUGAUUGGCAGGAAGAUGGGCCUGGAGAAGGUGGACAUACUCACAGAGCUGAUGAAGAGGAACCUCAGGCACAUCCUGGCUGUUAUACUUUGCCAGAUGGACUCUGAGAGUGUCUAUAGGUGCAGCUGUGUUUGCAAAAGCUGGAAUCAAAUUCUCCAGCAAGACAAGCUAGCUAGCACAAUGAGAAGAAGCCACCUGAGUCAAGUGGAGGCUGCUCUUGAGAAAUGUCAGGAGUCCGAACAGCAAAAGAAGCGCAUAUUCUCCGAAAAGUGGUUGCAGGAGCUUGGUGCUGCUGUCCAUGUCGCUGAUGCAGAGACCAGAGCCAUGUUGCUUAAGCGAUCAGCUCUGAAGACAGUUCAGGCCCAGUCUAGGACCUCCAGCUACUGCACUCCACAGUCAGGAAGCAGGGCUUUAACGCCACUGCAGCUCAGCGCCUUGCAUUCAGACAGCAGCAGCAAACGGGAUAAAUUUCUGGAGGUUGCUAAAACCCUCUUCAAUGAUGAGUGCCUCAAGCCUUGUCCGAGAUGUCAGCAUCCCAGAGUGCGGUAG
Molecule: messenger RNA, 1959 nt
Organism: Pundamilia nyererei
Lineage: Eukaryota; Metazoa; Chordata; Actinopteri; Cichliformes; Cichlidae
Gene: fbxo43
Product: F-box protein 43
Exons: 7
Coding region: 1-1959 (652 amino acids)
Biological process (GO): negative regulation of meiotic nuclear division; regulation of mitotic nuclear division
Cellular component (GO): nucleus
Molecular function (GO): protein binding
Source: RefSeq, a predicted model, not a curated record